AUGAAUCGCGACCCGGAGUUGAAGGAGAACCUUCAUCGUCAAAUACGCGAAUACGAGGCGAAAGGUUACGCGCACAAACCUGCGGCAGCGGAACUUGAAUCCGCUAACCCAAGGAGGAAAUGGUAUUUACCAGUAGGAGCAGUGACAAACCCCAAGAAACCGGGGAAGACCCGCAUUGUGUGGGAUGCGGCCGCGAAGGUAAAAGGCGUAUCCCUGAAUAGCACACUGUUGAAGGGCCCAGAUCAACUUUCCUCGUUACCAGGUGUUCUAUUACGUUUUCGAUUGUACAGGGUGGCAAUCAGCUCAGAUGUACAGGAGAUGUUCCACCAGAUCAGAACUAGAAAUGCAGAUAAGAUAUCUCAGCUGUUCUUAUGGCGCAGCGAUCCGUCCAAGAAGCCUGCGGUCUACAUGAUGGAUGUCGCUAUAUUCGGAAGCACCUCCUCGCCAGCCUCGGCACAAUUCGUAAAGAAUCGAAAUGCUGAACAACAUUCGGAAAAGUAUCCUGAGGCAGCGAAGGCGAUUAUUCACGACCACUAUGUGGACGAUUAUCUUGCAAGCUUUAGCUCAGUGGAAGAAGCAGCGAAGGUAGCCAGAGAUGUGAGAUACGUACACGGCAGCGCCGGAUUCAAACUGCACAACUGGCAAUCAAACAGCGACACGGUGUUGAGCAAGUUGGGAGAAACUCAACCUGAAGCAGAUAAGCAACUGAAGCUCAUUGAAACUGGGAAAACAGAAAGAGUACUUGGCAUGCUGUGGUGCCCUUCCAGUGAUGAACUAAGUUUUUCGACAACGAUGAGUGAGGAAGUCCUAACACUAAUUCGCACAGCUACGCGCCCAACAAAGAGGCAGGUCCUACGAUGCGUGAUGACGCUAUUUGAUCCGUUAGGCUUGCUCUCGCCAUUUAUUAUCCACGGCAAGGUUUUGAUUCAGGACUUGUGGCGAGAAGGUACAGAAUGGGACGAGCAAGUUAGCGACGAAGUUUAUAUGAAGUGGCAGAGAUGGAUUCAGAUGAUCGACCAUAUAACCGACAUCCGAAUUCCCAGGUGCUACUUCAGCGAGGCCACCCGAGCAACGUACCAGGAUUCUGAAGUACACGUAUUCGUAGACGCCAGCGAGGUAGCGUAUUCUUGUGCGGUCUAUCUGCGCACAUUCUCCAAGAAUGGCUCUCCGCAGUGCAGUUUAAUUGCUGCUAAAUCAAAAGUCGCUCCAUUGAGACCAUGGUCCAUUCCCAGAUUGGAGCUGCAGGCAUGUAUACUAGGCACAAGAUGGGCGAAAUUCAUCCUAGAGCAACUCGAAAUUCAAGUAUCCAGGGUUCUCUACUGGACAGAUUCCAGAACAGCACUAUCUUGGAUCAAAUCCGAUCCACGAAACUAUCGACAGUUCGUCUCCUUCCGAGUAGGCGAGAUCCUGGAAUCGACAACGUCAGCUCAAUGGCGAUGGGUACCGACAAAGUCCAACCCGGCGGACGAAGCAACGAAAUGGGGAAGCGGCCCAUACUUCAACAAGAAUAGCAGCUGGUUUACGGGACCCCGCUUUCUACAACUUACAGAAGAAGAAUGGCCACGGGUCAAAGAUCCAGUGACCGCCACUACAGAAGAAAUUCGUGUCUCGGUUCUGCAUCACAGGGCCUUCGAACCAGCUAUAGAUUUCGAGCGGUUUUCCUCUUGGGAUAGACUGCAACGCGCCACCGCCUACGCGCUGCAAUUCCUGCAUAAUACGUCCAAGAAACAGUCGAAAUACUCCGGAGAUUUGCAGCAGGAAGAACUUCAAGCAGCGGAAGAAACCAUCUCUAAGCAAGUGCAACGGGAGGCCUAUGCAGAUGAAGUUGCGGCAUUAUUGAAAAAAGCAGCGAACGAACAGGGGCAAGGAGCCAUCGGGAAGAACAGUUCCAUUUACCACUUAAUGCCAAUGUUGGAUGAACAUGGUUUGCUGCGCGAGCGCGGCAGGAUCGAGACUGCGAAAAGUUUUGUUUACGAAGUGCGACAUCCUUUGAUCCUUCCGAGAAGACACCGUGCUACUGAACUCUUGGUAAAUCGCUACCAUCGCUACUAUCGUCAUGGAAAUGCGGAGACAGUUGUCAACGAGAUGCGCCAGCUAUACACUAUUCCUAGGCUUCGCUUGGUAAUAAAGAAGGCGAAACGUGAUUGCAAUUACUGUAAGCUUCGUCAAGCACGACCAACAGUCCCACCGAUGGCGCCUCUUCCAGUAGCACGCCUGGCACAUCAUGAACGACCCUUCACCUACACAGGGCUAGAUUACUUCGGACCACUACUGGUAAAAGUGGGGAGAUCCAACGUCAAGCGCUGGAUUGCGCUUUUCACUUGCCUGACGGUGCGAGCCGUCCACCUUGAAGUCGCCUACACGCUAUCAACAGAGUCAUGCAUCUCGUGCGUUCGUCGUUUUGUGGGUCGCCGGGGACCGCCAGCGGAAUUCAUCAGUGACAACGGUACAAAUUUCCAGGGAGCUGAGAGGGUACUGCAGGAUCAGAUAAACCUGGGACUAUCCACAACUUUCACUAGUGCCAGCACAAAGUGGAAUUUCAUACCACCGGGAGCACCACACAUGGGUGGCGCCUGGGAACGCUUGGUACACUCAGUCAAAGCGGCUAUGGGUGACGCAUAUGCCGAAGGAAAACUAGACGAUGAGGGGCUGCAGACACUGGUCGUGGAGGCUGAAUACAUGGUAAACUCAAGGCCGCUGACGUAUCUACCUCUCGAGUCGGAAGAAGCAGAAGCGCUCACACCAAACCACUUCCUGAUGCUGAGUACGAACGGGGUAAAAAGACCGGACGAAGAAGGGAAUAUGUUAGCUCUAGAAGAAUCCAACGAACUGGUCCGUCGAAAGAUACUUAUAAGAUCUUGGGAUAUCAUUCAACGCCAAUUAGAGGUAUUUUGGCAACGUUGGCUAACCGAAUAUCUGCCGGUAAUUCGUCGACAAGGAAAAUGGUUCAGUGAAACACGAGAGCUAGUUACUGGCGAUUUGGUAAUGGUCGCAGACCCAACGAAGCAUGGCGGAUGGGAACGAGGGAGAAUCGUCCGCACAAUCCAACAUCCAGAUGGCCGCAGCCGGCGAGCGAUUGUAAAGAUCGGUACAAAGACCCUGGUUCGACCGGUGUCGCGGCUGGCCUUGCUCGACGUAAGAGAGAAGAGUGAAGUUCCGGAGGACUCCGGACUACACCCGGGGGAGACUGUCGCAGCAGAAAUCAACGAACUGGCCACCCUGCGUUAA
Sabethes cyaneus is the source of this 3228-nucleotide messenger RNA. RefSeq lists its product as uncharacterized. NCBI's taxonomy places the organism in Eukaryota, Metazoa, Arthropoda, Insecta, Diptera, Culicidae. Gene Ontology annotation, biological process: DNA integration. Gene Ontology annotation, molecular function: nucleic acid binding. The record is from RefSeq and is a predicted model, not a curated record. The transcript has a single exon. The coding region runs from base 1 to 3228 and encodes 1075 amino acids.